This is a messenger RNA of Ceratina calcarata, 1246 nucleotides long. Its product is annotated as putative phosphoserine aminotransferase. NCBI's taxonomy places the organism in Eukaryota, Metazoa, Arthropoda, Insecta, Hymenoptera, Apidae. Gene Ontology annotation, biological process: L-serine biosynthetic process. The transcript is spliced from 8 exons. The coding region runs from base 1 to 1107 and encodes 368 amino acids. Gene Ontology annotation, cellular component: cytoplasm. The record is from RefSeq and is a predicted model, not a curated record. Gene Ontology annotation, molecular function: O-phospho-L-serine:2-oxoglutarate transaminase activity; pyridoxal phosphate binding.
AUGAGCGAUAGUUCGGAGAACAAAGUGAUCAAUUUUGGUGCAGGACCGGGCAAACUGCCGGAAGAGGUGUUGCAACAUGUACAAGCAGAACUGCUUGAGUUUGGCGAUACAAAGGUUAGUAUCACGGAAUUAAGUCAUAGAUCAACCGAAUUCAAAAACAUUAUUGAUGAUGCACAAGCAACGUUAAGAGAAAUAUUACACGUGCCCAAUAAUUAUAAAAUUUUGUUCAUGCAAGGGGGCGGAGUAGGCCUCUUUGCCGCUGUUCCUUUAAACAUGAUGACGACUGGUACCGCAGACUACAUAGUAACUGGUUUAUGGUCAGCUAAAGCUGCGAAGGAAGCGGAGAAAUAUGGAAAAGUGAAUUUGGUUUUACCCAAAGCCACGAAAUACAUCGAAAUACCUGACCCGUCCUCUUGGAACUUGGACCCUAACGCAUCUUACGUUUACUACUGCGCUAAUGAAACGGUUCACGGUAUCGAGUUCAGUUACAUUCCUGAGACGAAUGGAGUGCCGUUGGUCGCCGACAUGUCGUCGAAUAUACUCACGAGAUCUUUAGAUAUUUCGAAAUUCGCAGUGAUAUUCGCCGGAGCUCAGAAAAACAUCGGCCCGGCCGGUGUUACUCUCGUGAUAGUAAGAGACGAUGUUCUCGGUCAUGCAAUGAAAGUCUGUCCGACAAUUUUCGAUUUUACUGUUCUGGCAGCUAAUAACUCCAUAUACAAUACGCCGCCAGUAUUUCAAAUAUACGUAGUUAGUUUAGUUUUCAAUUGGAUCAAGGAACGCGGUUGCGUUGAGAAAAUGGAAGAACUGGCGAUCAAAAAGAGUCAAAUCAUAUUCGAUGUCAUCAAUAAAUCGAAUGGAUUCUAUUCGUGUCCGGUUAAACCGGAAGCGAGGAGUAGGAUGAAUAUCCCCUUUAGAAUAGGUAAAGACGACGAGGAACUUGAGAAAGAAUUUCUUUCAGGCGCGAGUGCGCGCGGAAUGCUUCAAUUGAAAGGUCACAGGACGGUAGGUGGAAUCCGAGUGUCAGUGUAUAAUGCUAUUACUGUAAAAGAAGUAGAAAUAUUGGCAGAAUACAUGAAAUGGUUCUACCAACAACAUAAUAAAAAUUAAAAGAUUAUAUUUCGAAAGCGUUCUUCUACCAAAAUCGAUGUACAAAUUUGUGUAUGGUAUACGUUUUUCUCAAUGUCUUAUGAAGAGCUUUAUAUAUUUUAUACAAUCAUUCCAAUAAAACUGAUGUUUAUAAACAAAA